Molecule: messenger RNA, 2107 nt
Organism: Phodopus roborovskii (desert hamster)
Lineage: Eukaryota; Metazoa; Chordata; Mammalia; Rodentia; Cricetidae
Gene: Serpind1
Product: serpin family D member 1
Exons: 5
Coding region: 88-1527 (479 amino acids)
Biological process (GO): blood coagulation; negative regulation of endopeptidase activity
Molecular function (GO): serine-type endopeptidase inhibitor activity
Source: RefSeq, a predicted model, not a curated record
UUCACACAGAAACCCUGCUGGUGGCCCUUUCUGGUUUUAUCUCCGUAAAGCCACUGCUCAGAGGCACACAGCUUUAGCUCUGCAAAAAUGAAGCAUCCAUUCCACCCUCUUCUUCUUUCUGUCAUUAUGUCUGUAUGUGUUGGGAGCAAAGGCCUUGCUGAGCAGCUAGCUAAGGAAAACGUGAGCAUGUCCUUCCUUCCUGCUAACUUCCACAAAGAAAACACAGUCACCAACGACUGGAUUCCAGAGGGGGAGGAGGAAGAGGACUAUCUGGACCUGGAGAAGCUAUUCAGUGAGGAUGAUGACUACAUUUACAUCAUUGAUGCAGUUUCCCCGACAGAUGCAGAAUCAAGUGCUGGGAACAUCCUGCAGCUUUUCCAAGGAAAGAGCCGGAUCCAGCGCCUUAAUAUCCUCAACGCAAAGUUUGCCUUCAACCUUUACCGAGUCCUGAAGGACCAGGUUGCCACUUCUGAUAACAUCUUCAUAGCACCUGUUGGCAUUUCCACUGCCAUGGGGAUGCUUUCCUUAGGCUUGAGCGGAGAAACCCAUGAGGAAGUACACUCAGUUCUACACUUUAAAGACUUUGUCAAUGCUAGCAACAAGUAUGAGAUUACCACUAUUCAUAAUCUCUUUCGAAAGCUGACCCAUCGCCUGUUCAGGAGGAACUUUGGGUACAAGCUCCAGUCUGCUAAUGGCCUUUACAUUCAGAAGCAGCUUCCCAUCCGGGAGGACUUCAAAGCUAACAUGAAGGAAUUUUACUUUGCUGAGGCCCAGGUGGCUGACUUCUCAGAUCCUGCCUUCAUAUUGAAGGCAAACAACCAUGUUUUGAAGCUCACCAAGGGCCUCAUAAAAGCAGCUCUGGAGAAUAUAGACCCUGCUACUCAGAUGAUGAUUUUGAACUGCAUCUACUUCAAAGGAACCUGGGUGAAUAAAUUCCCAGUAGAAAUGACACACAGUCACAACUUCCGGCUCAAUGAGCGAGAAGUAAUUAAAGUCUCCAUGAUGCAGACUAAGGGGAAUUUCCUCGCAGCAAGUGACCAGGAGCUGGACUGUGACAUUCUGCAGUUGGAGUAUGUAGGGGGCAUCAGCAUGCUGGUUGUGAUCCCACGAAAGCUCUCGGGAAUGAAGGCUCUUGAAGCACAGCUCACACCCCAGGUAGUAGAGAGAUGGCAAAAAAGCAUGACAAACAGAACUCGAGAGGUACUUCUGCCCAAGUUUAAGCUUGAGAAGAACUACAACCUGGUAGAGGUGCUUAAGUCUAUGGGAAUCACAAAGCUGUUCGACAAGAAUGGCAACAUGUCAGGCAUCUCAGACCAAAGGAUCACCGUUGAUCUGUUCAAGCACCAAAGCACCAUCACAGUGGAUGAAGAGGGCACGCAAGCUGCAGCUGUAACCACAGUGGGGUUCAUGCCGUUGUCUACCCAAGUCCGGUUCACUGUUGACCGUCCUUUCCUGUUUCUAGUGUAUGAGCACCGAACCAGCUGCCUGCUCUUCAUGGGGAGAGUGGCCAACCCUGCCAGGUCUUAACAGUGCCUUGUGGUCUGGGCACCUAGUGUAGUUUGGGGACAAUCUGUAAUUCUGUUCUCAGUCUAAGAGGACAAAGAUGUUUUGAUGUGAUAACUUAUGUGGUUUAUGAUAAUAUCUGGAUUUAAGGUCCACAUAGUAGAAGGGAGUUACCAAGGACUAAGAAGCUGACACAGAAGUUAAUGUAGUAACUCUAGUGCUAGCUAUUCCCCAGGUCCUAGCAACAUACAGGCUGCCUCAGCCCCGACUCCUGCGCCCCUAAGAACAAACCGCCAGAGUGUACAUAAUGCUUUCUCUGCAGGCAGCCCCAUCAGCUUUACUUUUCAAGGCUUUUCCUCAGCCAGUCCCUAUCUAAAUGCUAUUCAGGAGGUUUUACCCCUUCCAGGGAGGAUGCCCGACAGCACCAUUCCUGCCCAGUGGAAAAGAAACCUCAACAUGCCUGAGAUUUGGGACUUAAUUCAAGAUCCAAUCUUCUGAAUUCAUGUGACCAUAUCCUCCCCUGCUGCCUCAGGGUUACCUAGGUGUGUACACAAGGCUACACAGAUCCUAUUCUAGAGAUAAAUAAACAACUAUAUUUACUGUG